Molecule: messenger RNA, 3470 nt
Organism: Drosophila bipectinata
Lineage: Eukaryota; Metazoa; Arthropoda; Insecta; Diptera; Drosophilidae
Gene: sd
Product: TEA domain transcription factor 1 homolog scalloped
Biological process (GO): hippo signaling; regulation of transcription by RNA polymerase II; embryonic organ development
Cellular component (GO): transcription regulator complex
Molecular function (GO): DNA-binding transcription factor activity, RNA polymerase II-specific; RNA polymerase II cis-regulatory region sequence-specific DNA binding
Source: RefSeq, a predicted model, not a curated record
UGCCAACAACUACUAAUGUCAUUCUUCGGAUUGAUUUCUGAUUCAGUCGAUGAGUUUCUCUCGCUUCCGCGCGUUGAUUUUCUCUGUUUCCGCGGUUUCACCUCGAUUUCAUCGUCGGCUGCGUUCUUCCAACUUUUAAAAUCAUCGGUGCGCUUCGUGAGUGCUUUUGUUUUGUCUGGAAGUAUUAAAAAAACAGCUAUAAAGUGGCGCCGUUCUCUAACCAUUUGGAUUCCCUUGUGGAAUUUAAGGCACUUUCUGUAGGACCCAGCACCAUACCAUCUCCGUGGACUCCAGUUAAUGCCGGUCCUUCAGGAACAGUUGGAUCGGCAGAAACAAAUGGCAGCAUGGUGGAUAGUAAAAAUCUGGAUGUUGGGGAUAUGAGCGAUGAUGAAAAGGACCUAUCCUCCGCUGAUGCCGAAGGUGUAUGGAGCCCUGAUAUUGAACAGAGCUUUCAAGAGGCCCUAUCCAUAUAUCCUCCAUGUGGGCGCAGAAAAAUUAUUUUAUCUGACGAGGGUAAAAUGUAUGGUCGGAACGAACUGAUUGCGCGUUAUAUAAAACUACGCACAGGUAAAACGAGAACCAGAAAACAAGUCAGUUCACACAUCCAAGUGCUAGCAAGGCGAAAACUGAGAGAGAUCCAAGCAAAAAUCAAAGUUCAAUUCUGGCAACCGGGACUACAGCCGAGUACAUCGCAAGAUUUGUAUGAUUACAGUAUCAAACCAUUCGCGCAACCACCUUAUUCGGCCGGAAAGCCGUCGACUACAGUAUCGGGCGACAUUGACGCAGGUAUCCUGCCCGCACAAUUGCCUUGGGAAGGAAGAGCAAUUGCUACCCACAAAUUUAGAUUACUUGAGUUUACGGCAUUCAUGGAAAUCCAAAGAGAUGAUAUGUAUAACCGUCACCUGUUCGUACAACUAGGCGGUAAGCCUUCAUUUUCCGAUCCAUUGCUUGAAACUGUCGACAUUCGUCAAAUAUUUGAUAAAUUUCCGGAAAAAUCUGGCGGUCUUAAAGAUUUGUAUGAAAAGGGGCCCCAGAAUGCAUUUUAUCUGGUUAAAUGCUGGGCAGACUUAAACACCGACAUAACUACCGGGAGCGAUUCUGGAGAUUUCUAUGGCGUAACUAGCCAAUAUGAGAGUAAUGAGAACGUAGUGCUCGUAUGCUCAACAAUCGUUUGCUCAUUCGGCAAACAGGUAGUGGAGAAGGUGGAAAGCGAAUAUUCUCGGUUAGAAAAUAAUCGUUAUGUCUAUCGAAUCCAGCGCUCCCCAAUGUGCGAGUAUAUGAUCAAUUUUAUACAAAAGUUAAAAAACUUACCUGAACGCUAUAUGAUGAAUAGCGUAUUAGAAAAUUUUACAAUAUUACAAGUGAUGCGAGCUCGUGAAACCCAGGAGACACUUUUGUGCAUAGCGUAUGUUUUUGAGGUUGCUGCUCAGAACAGCGGUACCACUCAUCACAUCUAUCGUCUCAUUAAGGAAUAGCCAAAAUUCCAUAGAUCGGAGCUCGAUCUUUCGGUGAACCCCACCAAUGCACAAGCCACUAAAUAUAAUAUCAACAGCUUUUGUAAUAAUUACAAUGAUAGCGUUAUUAAAACAAGUACUGGCCAUAAAAAUAUCAAUACAAUUACAAAUCAAGUCAGUAUCGUCCAUUCUACCCAUGCCAACAACAAGAACGAAUUCAGCCCUAAAUUGUGCAGCUCUCAUACAAAGAAAAAUAGUCACGAAAACAUAUUGAAAUGCAAAAACGACACAAAUAUUAGAAAUUCUUCUGUUAAUACAUCUAAUAUCAAGCAAUCUCCCUCCUCACCACAGCAGAAUCAACAGCGUUUGCAACAUCCAAAAGUAGAUUUUAAUGUUGCACACCAAGUAGAGGACGUUCCAUAUGCCGAAAGGCAAAUAGAUGGCAACUAUCCGUUUCAGGCGUCUUCACGUCUGUCGCCGAAUAUACAGAUGGAACCAGAUGAAAAUAACCGGGGGCAGCAGCCGCAAAUUCAAGAGCCACAUCUGCAGCAUGUAGUUUAUCAGAUUCGAACAGCUCCUCCAGCAUUUCAAUCAUACAUUAAUAACAAGCAGCAACCGUAUGAACCCGAACAGCAGGUUCAAUCGCAACUUAGCACUUAUGAACCGUUUAUAAAAUUUUCUGCGCAUGAUUAUGAAGUCUCUGAAACCGAGACAGCGGCGCUGAAUCUUAGCAGCAUUGAUGGAAGGAAUACACUUAUUAACGACAAGGAGCUACAUGAAAACCAGCAAGUGUCGAAUUUACUUCAUCAGGUCAAUGUAACCGCGGCAAUGGCAGUUGUCGUCACCAUGGAUGAUGGCGGUAACAAAGAUCGGGAGCCAUAAUCCGUUACCCCGUGGUCGAUAUACUAAACGUGACAAUAAAGAAAUAAAACAAGUUUAAGGAAAUAAUGGUAUUUAGAGAUGGAAUCUGAUCUUUCUCAAUAAAGAGGUUUCGUUGUUAUAAAUUGACUAAAUAACAUCUGAUACAGCGCUGGGUGUCAUUAUUAAAAUUUUAAUAUAUAUAUAUGAUAAAAAAUAUAUGAUCUCAAUGUUACUUAAAUCCUAUUUUUCUGAGUAAAUUUGUAAUAAAACGGUAACCGUAUGAAACAUGAAAACGGUAGACGCUACUUUAAAAAAAAACAUGAAAUGAGUUUGAAAACAUAAUAAAUUGACACUGCAAGAGAUAAACUAACAAUUUUUUUCUGUAUUUACUACUAUGAAAGUGCAGUGCUUUUUUUUUUGUUUUUUUUAUAUUAUUCUCUUCUAUUAUUCAAUGAAAAACUAUGCGGCAUAAUUAAAUGAGACUCUAAUAACAUGUAAUUAAUUGAAGAGGCAGCAAUUAGUAUUGUUUUUUUAACACUUUCAAAAGUGAAGUGAAAAUAAUAAGGAGCAAUAAAACGCGCUGACAUUAAAAAUGUAGAAACUUUUCCAUCUUGAAAUGGAAAUUAGAUUAGAUAUUCAUUCUAUAUUUACACAUAAUGUAACGUAUAUAUUUAAAUGAAAUUAUAAGACCUUAAAUCUAAGUAUAAUUUUUUUUAUAAGCACAGCACUUCAACAAAGUAUGAGUCGAACGAUCCACCGUUAUUUAAAUUAGUAGCUUUCAUUUUAAUUUAUGUUUAUGAAUAUCUUUUAGGAUAUUAACAAAAUCGGAAUGUAUAAAGCCAUCUCUGCAUCCACCGAAGGCAAGCUCAAAAAUAUCUAAGAGCUGCGCCAUGUCACAUAAUAAAUAGUUAAGUAAAUUAAAUAAAUAAGUGCUAAUAUUAAUAAGUAUAUAUUUAUAUACAAAAACAUAUAUAUAUAAAGGUAUAAAAUGUUUUUAUUUGGAAUGGAAAAUAUUACAUAUUCACUUUUAUGGUAAAAUGUAAAGUAUUUUGUAGUUUUACAAUUAUAAAAAACAGCAUUUUAUAUUAUCUACAUAGAAUUAAAUGUUAAAGGACCUCUAAAUAAAAUAUGAAACCAACAAUUAGUUACAAUAAA